Molecule: messenger RNA, 1623 nt
Organism: Xenia sp. Carnegie-2017
Lineage: Eukaryota; Metazoa; Cnidaria; Anthozoa; Malacalcyonacea; Xeniidae
Product: RNA polymerase II-associated factor 1 homolog
Biological process (GO): transcription elongation by RNA polymerase II
Cellular component (GO): Cdc73/Paf1 complex
Molecular function (GO): RNA polymerase II complex binding; chromatin binding
Source: RefSeq, a predicted model, not a curated record
UUCUUUGUUUGUAUAAAAAAGAACAUGGCGACGAAUUAGUUUUGGUUAAUUGUUAUUUGAGAGCAUUUAAAAAUGCCUCCUACAAUACAUUCUCAGGAAAAACGCCGUCCCGAUGAAGGAAGAAGGUCUGGGUCACAAUCCAGACCAGACUUUGUAUGCAGAGUGAAGUAUAAUAAUCAUUUGCCUGAUAUACCCUUUGAUGCCAAGUUUAUUGCAUAUCCAUUUGAAGCCAACAGGUUUGUGCAAUAUAAGCCAACAUCUUUGGAGAAAAAUUACAAGCAUGAGUUGUUAACAGAGGUUGAUCUUGGUGUGAAUAUUGAUCUCAUUGAUCCUGAUACGUACACCAUAAACCCCGAAGCAACUCUUCAUCCAAUUGAUGAAAAAUUGUUAGAAGAAGAUCCAAUUGGCUUAACCGAUCAGAAGCGGUCUCGACAACACAACAAAACAGUAUCAUGGCUUCGAAAAACAGAGUACAUUUCUACUGAAUAUAAUCGUUUUCAAACGAGCAAUGACCAAAUGGAAACAAAAGUUGGCUACAGCAUGAAGAAGAAGUUUCAGGGAACAGAUUUGUACAAGGAUCGUGAAAGUCAAGUUGAAGCUAUUUCUGGAACAUUUGAGUCUGCAAAGAGACCGAUCUAUCGUCAUCCAAGCAAAAGAAAUAUCAAACCUCUCGAUGUCUUGCCCGUUUUUCCAGACUUUCAGAUGUGGUCUCAGCCAUGUGCCCACGUUAUCUUUGAUACAGAUCCUGCUCCACGGGGUCAUGAGCCAGCAAAAGCCGAGGACAUGUGUCAGGCUAUGAUUCGUGGUAUGGUGGAUGUUCAAGGUGACCAGUUCGUUGCAUAUUUCUUACCUGAAAAAGAGACCUUACGAAAGCGGAAACGUGACCAGGAUGAAGAACGAGAGUAUACGGAGGAAGAUGUAUAUCAUUAUAAAAUGGCGAGGGAAUAUAACUGGAACGUUAAGAAUAAAGCAUCUAAAGGAUACGAGGAGAAUUACGUUUUUGUAUUUCGUGAUGAUGGCGUGUUUUAUGAUGAGCUAGUGACAAGGGUUCGUCUCAGUAAACGAAGAACUAGGGGUGGAGCUGGAGGCGUAAAGUCGACUGUGUCUAAAUUAUUCGUGAAACAUAGAGAAUUGACUGAGCAAGAACAACAAACGCAAAAUUCGCGUCUAAUGCAACUUGAAAAUGUCACUGCGGAGAACGAGGAAGAUGAUGAUGAAGGUGGAGUAGAAGAAGAAGAACAAUCUGGUGAUGAACACGGUGCCGAUAACGUCGAACAAGAUGACGAUGACGAUGAUAAUGACGACGAUGAGGAACAAGAAAAUAAUGAAAAGAAAGAAGAAUCUAGUAAAGGAGAGGAUUCUGGUGAUGAUAGCGGUGAAGGCAUAUUUGGUGAUGAUUCCGAUUGAACAUUUUGAAAUAUGAUAAAAUCUUUUCUGUUGUCGCAUCUUUAUUUAAACUUAGCUCAUUCUUUGACAAUUGCUUCUGCGGUGAUUUAGUGGUAUUACUUUCUGUAUAAUAUUUUUUUAACAGCAGUUUAUGUAAAUAUCGUAGUUUCUAAGUUCUAGGAAUUUAUAAGCGAGCAAAGGAUUUUGAAUAAAAAAAAACUGUGAAAAGAGAGGGAA